AUGGAGGUUCAUCCAACUAUUCUCCUUCUUCUUGUUUCUUGCUUUGUAACUGCUUCUUAUGCUCAUAAUGUCCACCUCUCAUCUCUUAACCAAUCCCUCAUUGUUACCACUUCGCCUAAAACAAACCAAGUUUUGAAGGCAGGGGAAGAUAACAUAACAAUCACAUGGACAUACAACACAAACCUCACGGCUUCCAUGCCAGACACCAACUACACCACGGUGGAAGCCAAACUAUGCUACGCACCCGUGAGCCAAACUGGACAUGAUGAUAGAAAAACCGACGACAACCUUGAUAUUGACAAGACUUGUCCGUUUGACAUCACGGACGGACCCUACAAACGCUCAAAUAACUCUUUCACAUGGUCCAUUCCAAAAGAUAUCCCGAAAGCCACCUAUUUUGUUAGGGUUUAUGCCGUAAAGGCAAAUAAACAUGAGAUUGCGUAUGGCCAGUCCACAGACACUCUUAAGACGACCAACUUGUUCCAGAUCGAUGGGGUGAUUAGCAACCAAAAGGUGUCGGCCUCGUCAUCAGUGGCUUGGAAUUAUUUCGUUUACUGCUAUGCAUUAAUGCUUCUUAUGAUGCUUUUGGUGUAA
Erigeron canadensis is the source of this 594-nucleotide messenger RNA. RefSeq names its product high-affinity nitrate transporter 3.2-like. The record is from RefSeq and is a predicted model, not a curated record. Gene Ontology annotation, biological process: response to nitrate; nitrate transmembrane transport. NCBI's taxonomy places the organism in Eukaryota, Viridiplantae, Streptophyta, Magnoliopsida, Asterales, Asteraceae. The coding region runs from base 1 to 594 and encodes 197 amino acids. Gene Ontology annotation, molecular function: nitrate transmembrane transporter activity. Gene Ontology annotation, cellular component: plasma membrane. The transcript is spliced from 2 exons.